Molecule: messenger RNA, 2882 nt
Organism: Pseudomyrmex gracilis
Lineage: Eukaryota; Metazoa; Arthropoda; Insecta; Hymenoptera; Formicidae
Gene: Hydr2
Product: abhydrolase domain-containing protein 2
Exons: 9
Coding region: 434-1636 (400 amino acids)
Biological process (GO): steroid hormone receptor signaling pathway; medium-chain fatty acid biosynthetic process; medium-chain fatty acid catabolic process
Cellular component (GO): sperm plasma membrane; sperm flagellum
Molecular function (GO): monoacylglycerol lipase activity; acetylesterase activity
Source: RefSeq, a predicted model, not a curated record
GAUUCCAACGCGAGCAAACGUGAUAUACUUAUCACAAGACUGUCGUCGCGAAGCGGCGGUUCGCUCAACUCGCCGGUCCCAACAGGUUACCAAAGCGUAUCCGAAAGUCGCGGAAAGAUCCGUUGUGCGACAAAAAAAAAAAAAAACAAAAAUUGAUCGUCCGUCCGUUCGGCAAAAAUUCCUUUGAGAAACGAGCAGCUGGAAUUUCCGUUUCCAACACGUUCGACGAGCAUCUCUCUCGUCAAUACUUCGCCAAUAGUGUGUCACAGAAGGGUCACGAAUCGUAGUUUAUUCACGGUCAGCUAGUCGCGGUCGCGCGUGUCCGCUCCAUAACCUGUCAACGUCUCAUAUAUAAAUCUACAAAAGGCGAGGACAGGCCAAGAGUUCUUCGUGAAAGAAUAACCAACAGAUCAAAAAACAACUCGAGGACAACAUGUCCACAGCGUUGCUAGCUGUAGUUGCUGUGAUCCUAUGUAUUCUAUUUAGGAUACUGAAUGUGAACAGUGCUCCGCAGAAGCCUCUUCUCAUCUGUCAGGAUCAGGCCUUCCUGUCAACGGUGCUCAAGAUCGCGCCGGUAAUCGCCGAACCAUACAAACCGACGAGGUUGUGGGGUUUCAGCGGUCAUGUACAGACCAUUGUUCACAGCGUGAUAGGACGUGUUCGAUGCCCCUGGCCCAUCGGUGAACGCGUGUACAUCCGUCUUGCAGAUGAGACGACUCUUACGUACGAUCUUUAUCAACCGUUAACCAACGGACACGAAGAUGACAUAACGAUAGCCAUCUGUCCCGGCAUUGGCAACAGCUCGGAGAGCGUUUACAUCAGAACGUUCGUGCACUUCGUGCAGUGCCACGGCUAUCGAUGCGCAGUACUUAAUCACGUCGGAGCUCUUUCUAGUGUCAAGAUCACGGCUCCAAGAAUAUUUUCUUACGGACACACGGACGAUUAUAGCACAAUGUUACAAAAUUUAGUGGAAAAACAUCCUAACACCAAGAUAGUUUGUAUCGGAUACAGUCUUGGCGGCAAUUUAGUGACGAAAUAUCUGGCGGAACGUGGUUCUAACAAAAUGCCUAACAUUAUAGGAGGAAUUUCAAUUUGUCAAGGAUACAACGCCAUCGAAGGAACCAAGAUUCUGUUAGACUGGCAGAACUUCAGACGCUUUUACCUCUAUGUGAUGACAGAAUCGAUGAAGAAUCUGAUACUCAAGCACAAAAACAUGCUUUUGUCCGAGGAGAUGAAACAAAGGUGGAAUCUGAACGAACGUGAUAUAAUCUCCGCUGCGACGUUGCCCGAAUUGGACGAAGCGUACACGAGAAAGGUACACAACUUUAGAUCUGUGCAAGAGAUGUACACUUGGAGCAGUUGUGCUUUCUAUCUCGACAAUCUCACAACGCCGAUGGUAUUUAUCAACGCGUUAGACGAUCCUAUAGUACCGGAAGUAUUAUUAAAUCCAAUCAAGGAGCACGCAGCAAGUCAUCCAAACACUUUAUACAUAGAAUUAGCUCAUGGAGGUCAUCUGGGUUUCUACGAGGGAGGUCUUUUGUAUCCAAAUCCCAUAACAUGGUUGGACAAAACUCUUGUAUCUCUCGUGGGAUCUUUGGCAUUAGCGCACGCGGACAAAGCUCUCAAAGUCUCGUAACUCAAUUUCAGCUCGGUUAAUGUAAUUUUAUCAUUGUCACAGAUGAUCGAUUUAUAAUAACGUUUACACAGAUUGUGAUUUUGUUGUGUCUGUCAGCACUGCAUUCAACUCAUAAUGGUGAUAGACGCAUCGCAAAUAGAAAAACAGGACACAGAUUGUAGUCCAGACAAACUGUCUGGUGCACAUACAUUAGUAAUUUCAUGAAAUAAAGCGCUCGUCUAGUACGUGAGGAUAGAUGCAGAAAUCUCCUAGUCGAGGAGAUAUCAGUUUUUGUAACGAUCCUUUUUCUACGGGUUAGAUUUAGGAUCUAAGUUUGCCAGUAUCGAAUUGUGUAUAGAAGAUGAAUUCAAGGUGCGUGCGGAAAAACGGUCUCUGGCCGUUCGCUUGCUGUCAAAAUGGCCUUUUCCUUCGAGUUAGCAUUUGUUUUCAGUAACACAGAAAAAUAAAUGAAGGCGCACGAUUUUGAGGUAACAAACAUUUGCUCAUUUAUAGUAUUUUUUUGGAACAUCAAUUACAAAUUGACUCUUUAUAACGUAAAUGUAUUGGUACAUAUUUGUACUGUUUAUCUUAUAUACGAUUUUUAGCGCAAGUAAAAUUUAGCUUAAUUUUGCAAGACAAAGAAUAGAAAAAAAAAAUGAGAAAGGAAUUAAAUGAAUUUUUAAUAUUUCACUGAAUGUUAACGCUUCUUUCUCAGGGAUUUUCCAUAGGACGACGAUUCGCUGAGACCUUUUAGUGGUCGCUAAUGUAAAAGAUUAUUGAAGGUGCUCACUGCGCGAUUAAUUAUUACAAUAUAGGCAUUUAAUGUAUAAUGUGAAGUAUCUUGUAUACUUUCACAUCGAGAAGAAACUCGUAUUUAUGUAUAACGUAUGUGUAAUAAUAGACAAAUGUACUGACACUUAAAACAUAUUUAUGAAUGGAAUUUGGUUACAUUUUAAAAUGAUUGGAAAUUAAUUAAUAUAUAAAUUCAAAAUUCGGAAUACAUGGAUAUACAUAUAUAUUGUAUAUAAAACAAGAUUUUUGCAAACUAAUGUCUAUCAAAUCAAAUUCAGUGUUUUAUAAAUGUAAAUAUACACCAAAUUUUGUAAAUGCGACUUUUCUAAUUGUAAUUAUGUAGCAAAUUGCAAAACACACGUGUAGAUUUUGCUACUGGUGGUUUAACGGAGUUAAUAAGUUUGUAUGUGUGUAUAUGAGGAUAUAGUUGUAUAAUAUUUGAAAUUUGUUUAUAUAUCGUGAUUAAUGUAUUUUC